Messenger RNA from Phyllostomus discolor (pale spear-nosed bat), 1776 nucleotides. RefSeq names its product UDP-N-acetylglucosamine pyrophosphorylase 1 like 1 (gene UAP1L1). NCBI's taxonomy places the organism in Eukaryota, Metazoa, Chordata, Mammalia, Chiroptera, Phyllostomidae. Gene Ontology annotation, biological process: UDP-N-acetylglucosamine biosynthetic process. The record is from RefSeq and is a predicted model, not a curated record. Gene Ontology annotation, molecular function: UDP-N-acetylglucosamine diphosphorylase activity. The transcript has 9 exons. The coding region runs from base 75 to 1589 and encodes 504 amino acids.
UCUGGUCCCGUGAUGCCGGUCUGAGCGCAGGGGUCACGAGUGCCUAGGGGGCCGACAGCAGCGGCAACGGCGACAUGGCUUCAGAGCAGGAUGUGCGCGCACGGCUGCAGCGCGUGGGCCAGGAGCACCUCCUGCGCUUCUGCGCGGAGCUGGCGCCGGGGCCGCGCGCCGCACUGCUGGCGGAGCUGGAGUCGCUGGAGCCCGAGGCGCUGCGCGAGCACUGCCAGCGCGCGGCCGCGGCCUGUGCGCGUCCCCCGGGCCCACCGCCCGACCUGGCCACGCGCCUGCGUCCCCUACCCCCGGAGCGAGUGGGCAGCGUGAGCCGGAGCGACUCGGAGAGACGGCGACUCUGGGAGGAAGAAGGUUUCCGCCAGAUCGCCCUGAACAAGGUGGCCGUGCUGCUGCUGGCGGGUGGGCAGGGCACGCGCCUGGGCGUGGCCUACCCCAAGGGCAUGUAUCAGGUGGGGCUGCCCAGCCGGAAGACUCUGUACCAGCUGCAGGCCGAGCGGAUUCGGCGGGUGCAGCAGCUGGCCGGUGAGCGCCACGGAGUCCGCUGCACAGUGCCCUGGUACGUCAUGACGAGUGAGUUCACUCUGGGGCCCACGGCCGAGUUCUUCAAGCAGCACGACUUCUUUCACCUGGACCCCGACAACGUGGUCCUGUUUGAGCAGCGCAUGCUGCCUGUUGUGACCUUCGACGGGAAGGCCAUCCUGGAGCGGAAAGACAAGGUUGCCAUGGCCCCAGACGGCAACGGGGGCCUGUACUGCGCGCUGGCGGACCACCAGAUUCUAGAGGACAUGGAGCGCCGAGGAGUCGAGUUUGUGCACGUGUACUGUGUGGACAACAUCCUGGUGCGGCUGGCAGACCCCGCCUUCGUUGGCUUCUGCGUGCUGCAAGGCGCGGACUGUGGCGCCAAGGUGGUGGAAAAGGCUUACCCCGAGGAGCCUGUGGGCGUGGUGUGCCAGGUGGACGGAGUCCCCCAGGUGGUGGAGUACAGCGAGAUCAGCCCCGAGACCGCCGGCCUGCGCGCGCCCGACGGGGGCCUGCUCUACCGCGCCGGGAACAUCUGCAACCACUUCUUCACCCGGCGCUUCCUGCGGGAGGUCACCGGGAAGUUUGAGCCCUUGCUGAAGCCACACGUGGCUGUGAAGAAGGUCCCGUACGUGGACGACGAGGGGAAUCUGGUGAAGCCGCUGACGCCAAACGGGAUAAAGAUGGAGAAGUUUGUUUUCGACGUGUUCCAGUUUGCCGAGAAAUUCGUGGCCUUCGAGGUGCUGCGGGACGAGGAGUUCUCCCCUCUGAAGAACGCCGACUCGGCCGACCGGGACACCCCCACCACGGCCCGGCGGGCGCUGCUCGCCCAGCACUACCGCUGGGCCCUGCAGGCCGGGGCCCGCUUCCUGGAUGCACACGGGGCCCGGCGCCCCGAGCUGCCCGGCCUGCCCAGCAGCGAAGAGCCUCCGGCCGUGUGCGAGAUCUCGCCGUUGGUGUCCUACUCUGGAGAGGGUCUGGAGGCGUACCUGCAAGGCCGGGAGUUCCAGUCCCCAGUCAUCCUGGACGAGAGUGGGGUCAGGGCAUUGGGUCCCUGACUGGCGCCCAGACCCGCCGGCCCCCGUGGUCCGCAGGGGUGUGGACGUGGCCCUGGCCCGGGGCCCCGGGUAGGAAAGCAGGCUGCUGUGCCGCUCUGGACCGUGGGACCCGGAAGGAAGAGCCCAGGCUCGCUCCGUCACUCCUGGUUUACAGAGGGACUGCUCCCCUCGCCCUGGCAGCCCGCCC